Nasonia vitripennis (jewel wasp) is the source of this 3057-nucleotide messenger RNA. Its product is annotated as empty-spiracles-like protein. Gene Ontology annotation, molecular function: DNA binding; DNA-binding transcription factor activity, RNA polymerase II-specific. Gene Ontology annotation, biological process: neuron differentiation; central nervous system development; brain development. The coding region runs from base 721 to 2157 and encodes 478 amino acids. The transcript is spliced from 3 exons. The record is from RefSeq and is a predicted model, not a curated record. Lineage: Eukaryota; Metazoa; Arthropoda; Insecta; Hymenoptera; Pteromalidae.
GAGGCUCGACUCCCCCACUCCUUCGAGCCGCCGGGCGCCGAGCGAGCCGUUUAGCCGGUAAUUUUCUCUCAAACACCAGCAAGCCUUCGCGCUGAGCACGCAGCUCUCUCUCGCUCGAGUGUCUGUGCUGGCUCCUGCAGCUCCGACUCGGCUCGCUCGUUUAACUCGCGCGCUCUUUCUCGCUCCGUCGUCGAGGAACUCUCAUGACUCAGAUCAACGCGAGUGCGCCGAUAUUUCUUCCGACGAACGCCUCUACGCCGAGUCAGCAGUGUCCGAGUGUUGCCUGCAGCAGUAGUGUCUCUGAUCGAUUUGUCGCGCAAAGUGCUCGUUCGUUGUACCAGUGCGCGUGAAUCACACGCCGAGAGGAAGACAGAGAUUGAGAGAGAUGCAGGCGCACAGGCCAGCAGCUGAACGAGACUCGAGAGGUGCGCUUGUGAUCGCCGAUCAGUGUUGAGUAUCGUAUAUGGUACACAGUGCGGUUGACACACAUCCACGAGGUCCGGAGUACGUAUUCGCAUCGGCUCGUCGGUUCAACAACGCCCACUGGACUCUUCGCGUGGACUCGAGGAAAAAAUGCGUGACACUUAAGCAAGUGCCGGAGCAGCAGUACUGCAGAGAGACACGCGCUCAGUCUCCGCUUCGCCCGAGUGUUUCGUAAAAGCCGUCAAGGUGAUCCUUAAGAUCGGAGGUGCAUCGCCGGGCGUCGCAUCGCCGCGUACGAUGAUGCCGCUCGCGCCGACGCCAAUAGUCCCCGUGCCCUCCAAGCCGAAGAUCGGCUUCAGCAUCGACUCGAUCGUCGGCGGUGGCCGAGGUCGCAAUGACGACGACAACGGCUCGACGACGAGGCUGUCCGACAGGCUGGACAUCGAGCGGGACGACGCCUCGCCGAUGGACGUAGUGGAAGGCGGCGGCUCUUCGUCGCCGAGUUCGCGGAAGCACGCGAGGCUCGCGAGCACCGGGGCCCGAUCGCCGGGGGCCCAUUCCGAGGAGUCGGACAGGCCACUCUCGAGGAGCUCCUCCGUCGAGUCAUACCCGAACUCGCGACGCACGCCAUCGAGUUCUCAUCACCAGCCGGCGCACCACCACUCGCUGACGCCGCAGCACCCGCACCACCGACUGAACCACCAGCAGCAGGUCCGAGGGGCGCAGCAGCAGCACCACCACCAUCACCUCGACUACAGCGCCAGGUCGCUGACGAACCGCAGUCACAGCGGCGGCUCGACGCCCAACGACUCGCCGAGUCCGCCGUCGCACAGGCGCAGCAGCGAGUCCCCGGUCCCACCGCCGGUGUCGGCGGCCAGUCAUCCGCAGCCGCCUCCCGGGGUCGUGAGGCCCAGUCCGAACUACCUGGGCGCACCGCCGGGCGCCGCCUCGGCCGCUGCGGCCGCCGUCGCCGCGGAGCAGCUCAAGAGCCUCUACGGACUGCCCGGUGCGGCCCACGCCGGCAGUGGGCCUCAGGCCCAGAGCGAGUACCACUCGCAGCACCUGGCCCUCGCGGCGAACAUAGCGGCGGCCCAGCACUUCCAGGCGGCGAACCUCGCGGUGGCGCUGCAGGCCCAUCACGGGCCCCCGCACGGGCCCUACCCGCACGCCGGCGCGCCCGGCGGCCCCCAUCCGCCGCCGCACCCUCAUCAGCCGCCCAGGGACAGCUAUCCGCUCUACCCGUGGCUGCUGUCCAGGCACGGACGCAUAUUUCCCCAGCGAUUUCCCGGAGGUCCGGACAUUCCGGGCUUCCUACUGCAGCCCUUCCGCAAGCCAAAGAGAAUAAGGACGGCGUUCAGUCCGUCGCAGCUGCUGAAGCUCGAACACGCCUUCGAGAAGAACCACUACGUCAUCGGGGGCGAGAGGAAGCAGCUCGCUCAGGCCCUCUCCUUGUCCGAGACUCAGGUGAAAGUCUGGUUCCAGAACCGGCGAACGAAGCACAAGCGGAUGCAGCAGGAGGAAGAGGCCAAGGCUCAGCAGCAGAGCAGCGGUGGCGGUGGCAAUAAUUCCAGCGGCGGAGCUAACAACAACUCGGGAAGCAACAACAACGCGAGCAACAAGAACACGCACCACGUGAGCAAGUGGCAGCAGGAGACGGCCGAUUACCACCACGAGGAAGACGACGAGCCGAUCGAUCCCGAAGCCGACGGCUGUUCCAGCGGAUCGGAGGCGUAGCUGGACGUCCUGUGCCUGGACUAAAGCCGGCACACCGAUACCUACCUACCUACUACUACUACUACUACUACUACUUCCUCUUAUUGUGAUCGGACUUUUUUCUUCUGUUCUAUUUUUUUUUCGACUGUACUCGAAGAGACGAUAGACAAGUGUGUGCCAGAAAAAUUUCGAAGCGGACGAGGAGGGCAAAAGUGUGUGUAUAGAAACUAUUACUACAUAUGUAUUUCUUGACUGCCAUAGGAUCGUAGAGCGACUACUCGUAUAGUGUGUGCCAAACGUUGUGUGUAUCGACGAGCGAUUAUACACGAGAUGUGUAUCGAGACAGCCCAGUGUAAUUAUUUACGAUGUUAGAUUAUGUAUAAGCGCGUGCGAUGCACAUCCGAAUGUCGACGAGCAGCAGUAUUUCCUUGAAGCGAAGCAUUAUAUAUAUAUAUUAUUAUUAUUAUUAUUAUUGUAUUGUAUCGACGACGUUACUUAAAUUAUUUAGAUAUAUUAUACAUAACGAUGUAGAAUCUCUCGCUCCCUCCCCGCACGGCACAGCAGCGGCGUCGAGAUUGCCACUGCUGCACUACGACAAAAGAGAAAGACAUGGCACGCGUUCGUUACCUGAUGAUACACACGAAAAGCAGCCGUGGACGCGAGUCUCGACGACGUUGCGCGCGACGUGUCGACUAUACGCGGGGGAGUGAGCGAGGCGAGCGUGUAAAUAACGUGUACAUAUGAAAAUGUGAUUUUACUCGAGAAUAACUCUCUCGUGUCCGCAUACUCGAGAGCAAGACGAUCGGAGCUCGAGAGGAGAUUUAGUUCGUGUUCUAGCGAUGAUGACUCAAUAGCUCGAAGGAUUAAUGAAAAAAGCGACGAAAAAUAAAUUAUAUCACGUCUCAUGAUAAAACCAAAACA